AUGUUAGCCCUCGUGAAAAACAAAGUUCCCUUAUUGAGUUUCAUCUAUGCUCCUGCCUAUGGGAAAGGUUAUUUUGCAGCACAGGGGGAAGGAGCAUACCUUUUUUUCAAAAAGGAUUUUAAAGCGAUUCCUAAUGAAAAGGUGUUUGAACAAAAUAGAAUUCAUGUGGACAAAGCUACCCCUAUAGAAAACCGAAUUUUUUUAAUUAGCAGUAUGAAAAAGUAUCGUCGAGAAGUCGAAUGGUUCGAGUCGCAAGCGAUUCAUGAUUACCAAAUUAAGGGAAGCAUUGGACUUAAAAUCGGUUCAAUUGCCGAAAAAAAAGCCCAUUACUACUUGAACACCAAUAGCUAUUUAAAAAUUUGGGAUGUCCUUCCCGUCCAACUCCUACUCCAAGAAGCUGGAGGAGUGAUCGGUGAUAUGUUUGGGAAUGAGCUCACCUACCCUAAUAACCAUUUUCAACUUGAACAGGGUCUAUUCGCCGCUCCACAAUUCUCCUUUAAAAAUUCUUUUCAACAUCUUGUAAAAAACUAA
Molecule: messenger RNA, 531 nt
Organism: Ylistrum balloti
Lineage: Eukaryota; Metazoa; Mollusca; Bivalvia; Pectinida; Pectinidae
Product: inositol polyphosphate 1-phosphatase-like
Exons: 1
Coding region: 1-531 (176 amino acids)
Source: RefSeq, a predicted model, not a curated record